AGAAGUCUUUUUAAAAAAAGGCCCCCAGCGUAUUGGCUCAAUCUACAAGAAGGCUGUGUAUAAGCAGUUCAGCGAUGCCACCUACAGGACAGAGGUGAUGAAGCCAGAAUGGCUGGGUUACCUGGGACCAAUGGUGAUGGCUGAGGAGGGAGACACUGUGAUCAUCCACCUAAAGAACACAGCAUCCAGACCUUACAGCAUCCACGCCCAUGGACUCAAUUACACCAAAGGCAAUGAAGGAGCUCUGUACCCAGAUGGCACUGAUCACACGUUGAAGCACGACGACUCAGUGGCUCCUGGUGCAACUGUGAUAUACGAGUGGAGCCUCCCAGAAUCUCACAGCCCAACAUCGAUGGACAGUAACUGCAUGACCAGGUUCUACCACUCCCAUGUCCGCCCACCACAUGAUAUCAGCUCAGGACUGGUAGGACCCCUUCUCACCUGCAAGAAAGGAACUCUGGACAUACAUGGCGACAGGUCAGCAGACUACACGUAUGCUCUGCUGUUCAUGGUUUCAGAUGAGAACCUCAGCUGGUAUCUGGAUGAGAACAUACGGACACACAUCACAAAUCCUGACAGAAACCUGAAGGAGGAUGAAGGUUUCAUCGAGAGCAAUAAGAUGCAUGCAAUAAAUGGUUUUCUUUUUGGUAACCUACCUGGACUGAGCAUGUGCCAAGGCAACAAAAUCCACUGGCACAUGAUUGGCUUAGGCAAUGAGGUGGACAUGCAUUCUGUUCAUUUCCACGGCCAGAUCCUGACCACUCUGAACCACCACACCGACAUGAUCAGCCUUUUCCCGGCCUCCAGCACUACAGCAGAAAUGGUGGCUGACAACCCUGGACACUGGCUGCUAACAUGCACCGUCAAUGACCAUCUGAUGGCUGGAAUGCAGGCUUUGUUUGAGAUCAAGAAGUGUUUUCCCAAUGUCCACAAGCCCCGUCCUCACGGUGAGCUCCGACAGUUCUUUAUUGCUGCUGAGGAGGAGGUCUGGGACUAUGCUCCUGCAGUGCCCAGUGACAGCGAGUCUGAAACAUUUGUAACCAGAGGUCCAAAGCGCAUUGGAAGCCGCUAUAAGAAGGCUCGAUAUGUUGAAUACACAGACGAUACCUUCACGACAAAGAUGCUUCGCAGUCUGGAGGAGCAGCACCUUGGAAUUCUGGGUCCUGUACUUCGAGCUGAAGAGAAAGACACAAUCAGGGUGGUGUUUAAGAACAAAGCCAGCCGCCCCUACACAAUACAGCCACAUGGAGUACAGUACAGCAUAGAACAGGAUGGGACACUUUACUACAAUGAACUAGAAGAAACACACACCGCAAAGAAACUCCGGGAGCUAAAGAAAGAGAUAAGAGUAGUGACUCCUCCCCCAGCUUCUAUGGUCAGACCUGGAACAGUGCACACAUAUGAGUGGUCGGUACCUGAAGGUGCUGGUCCAGUACAAGGAGAGCCUGACUGUCUGAGCUAUUUGUACUACUCUGCAGUAGAUGCUAUUAAAGACACAAGCUCCGGGCUGGUCGGGCCUCUCCUCAUCUGUAGACCUGGAUCUCUGAAAAAAGGAGCGCAGAAAAAUUAUAAUAAAGAGUUUCACCUCAUGGCCACAGUGUUUGAUGAGAACCUCAGCUGGUAUCUGAAUGACAACAUCAGAACUUUCACAACUUCACCCACCACUGUCAACAAGGAGGAUGAAGACUUUGUGGAGAGCAACAAAAUGCAUGCCAUCAAUGGGUUUGUGUACAGGAACCUGCCUGGACUGACCAUGUGCAAGGGCGAUAAAGUCACAUGGCACCUCGCAGGGCUGGGCUCAGAAACAGACAUCAUCAGCCUUUACUUCGAAGGGAACCGGAUCAUCUAUCGCCAGAACAGAAGAGACACUAUCAGUGUUUUCCCUCACAUCGCACACACUGUCACUAUGGAGCCGGACAGCAUGGGUCAGUUUGAAGUGGUUUCUGCCACAGUGGAUCAUUUUCGAAGUGGUAUGCGAGCCAACUACACGGUAGAGAAGUGUGGUCUGUUCCAGCGCCAGAGCGAAGUGAUGCUCCAUUCAAAAACCUACUACAUCGCUGCCGUGGAAACCGACUGGGACUACUCUCCGAACCGCACCUGGGAGGAAGAGAUGUUCAGGAGCAUGGGAAUGAAUCCUGCCGUCAUCUUUUUGGAAAAGCGUGAUGGGUUUAUUGGCUCUCAGUACAAGAAGGUUGUCUACAAACAGUUCACCAACGACAAGUUCACCAAGGAGGUGGAAAGAACACCUGAUAUGGAACAUCUUGGCAUAAUGGGGCCAAUGAUUCAUGCUCAAGUGGGGGACAAAGUCAAGGUGGUGUUUAAAAAUAUGGCGUCCAGACCAUAUUCCAUUCAUGCCCACGGAGUAAAGACAGAAACUCCUGAUGUAUACCAAACUAAACCAGAUGAAACUCACACAUACACCUGGUAUGUGAACAAGAAUACAGGACCGACUGAAGAGCAGGAGGAGUGCGCUGUUUCAGCUUACUACUCUGAAGUCGACGUCAUAAAGGAUCUGUACAGCGGUCUGAUUGGUCCACUGGUGAUUUGUCGUCGUAGCUGGGCCAGGAGUUUUGGACUAAAGAAGGAAGUAGAAGAAUUUGCACUACUUAUGUUGGUUUUUGACGAGAAUGAAAGUUGGUAUCUGGAUGAAAACAUCAGGAGACACAUCAGGAAUCCUCGUCCAAACUUAAAAGAUGAAGAAGACUUUAUUGAAAGCAACAAAAUGCAUGCUGUCAAUGGUUAUGUGUAUGCCAAUCUGAAUGGUUUGAACAUGGAGGUGGGCGAUAAGGUGUACUGGUACCUGAUGGGAAUGGGCAAUGAAGUGGACAUACACACUGUGCACUGGCAUGGCCAUAGUGUGGAAUAUAAGCUGGGCGGAGGUCCUCAUCGUGUAGACUCCUAUGAGCUGCUUCCAGCUACCUUCCAGACGGUGAAAAUGCGUCCUCAGUUUCCUGGUACCUGGCUGGUCCACUGUCACAUCUCCGACCACAUUUCAUCUGGAAUGGAGGCAAUGUAUACUGUCACUGAAAAAGCAAAGAGAAGUGGACUCUUGGGUUAAACGGACAAAGAAAAUAGAUUUAACACUAAGACAAGUUAAACAUUAAUUUAUCUGACCAGUUUACUAAAUGCUAAUCAAAACAACUACUGACUGCUACUGGAACAAAUAACCUAUCUUUACAAAUGUUAAGUAAAUUUUAAC
Nematolebias whitei (Rio pearlfish) is the source of this 3199-nucleotide messenger RNA. It is a transcript of the gene cp, whose product is annotated as ceruloplasmin. Gene Ontology annotation, cellular component: plasma membrane. Gene Ontology annotation, molecular function: copper ion binding; oxidoreductase activity. The record is from RefSeq and is a predicted model, not a curated record. Lineage: Eukaryota; Metazoa; Chordata; Actinopteri; Cyprinodontiformes; Rivulidae. Gene Ontology annotation, biological process: iron ion transport.